This is a messenger RNA of Cordyceps militaris CM01, 1149 nucleotides long. Its product is annotated as Aldo/keto reductase. The coding region runs from base 1 to 1149 and encodes 382 amino acids. The transcript has a single exon. Gene Ontology annotation, cellular component: cytosol. The record is from RefSeq and is a predicted model, not a curated record. Lineage: Eukaryota; Fungi; Ascomycota; Sordariomycetes; Hypocreales; Cordycipitaceae.
AUGCCUCUCAUCGUCCCGACUCGCACCCAGCCCAGGGUCAUCCUGGGUCUGAUGACGUUUGGCCCGACCAAGGAGGCCGGGGCGCGCAUCACCGACACGGCGACGCUCGGCCGGGCGCUCGACGUGCUGCGGGCGCGGGGCUACGACGAGAUUGACACGGCGCGCAUCUACAUCGACGGCGCGCAAGAGGCCUUUACGCGGGAAGCCGGGUGGAAGGACCGCCACUUUACGCUGGCGACCAAGGUCACGUACCCGCAAACGCCCGGCGCCAACAAUGCCCAGGCGGUGACGGAGUCUGUGGAAAAGAGCUUGAAGGAGCUAGGCGCCGAUUGCGUGGAUGUAAGUGAGGAACUGGGUCAUCAUCCGCAUCACCAGCAUGAAAUGCUGCCUCCAACACCGCCCGGAAACGUCACUAACACGCGCGCGCAGAUCCUCUACCUCCACUGCCCCGACCGCGGCACGCCCUUUGCCGAGACGCUCGAGGCGCUCGACGCGCUGCACAAAGCAGGCAAGUUUGUGCAGCUGGGGCUGAGCAACUUUGCCGCGCACGAGGUGGCCGAGGUAGUCAUGACGUGCAAGUACAACCACUGGGUGCGGCCGACCGUGUACCAGGGCAUGUACAACUGCAUCACGCGGCACAUUGAGAAAGAGCUGUUUGUGGCCUGCCGGCGCUACGGCCUCGACAUUGUCGUGUACAACCCGCUCGCGGGCGGGCUGCUGUCGGGCAAGAUCAAGUCGCAGGACGUCGUGCCCGAGAGCGGCCGCUUCUCGGACGAGGCGGGGGUGCUGGGCGACCGGUACCGCGCGCGCUACUUCAAGGACGGCGUGUUCCGCGCGCUGCAGAUUGCCGAAGAGGCCGUCGCCAAGCACGGGCUGACGCUGAUUGAGACGGCGCUGCGGUGGUCGGUGCACCACUCGGGGCUGCGGAUGGUAGGCGGGAACGAUGGUGUGAUCUUGGGCGUGUCGAGCGUCGAGCAGCUCGAGAGCAACCUGGACAGCAUCGAAAAGGGUCCGCUGCCAGAGGACGUGGUCAAGGCACUGGACAGGGCGUGGGAGGCGGCCAAGCAGGACGCGGCGCCGUACUGGCACGGGACGCUGGAGUACUCGUACAAUACGCAGCAGGCGCUGUUUGCGCCAGGUGCCAAGUAG